AUGAAGGGGGUCGAGGAGAAACGGUUGGCCCAAACGCUAGAGGCAGAACUCAAACGUCACCAAAGGGAGGAGGCUAAGCCUGCUCAGGCUGAGAAGAGAAGGAGAGAGGAAGUAGAACCAAAGGAACUUUGCGCAUUAUUUGGACUCAUCACGACAGAGCUCAUGCUUGCACAGAUCAUGAUAGUCAACGUGGUAGCAAUAAACAUCUUCGCCAUGAUGUUCUUUAACACCAAAAUCUCCUUUGGCAAGUUUGAUAGCGGCAUACUUCUGUGGUCCUUUGGUGUUCCCUUCAUCGGCGCGUUGAUUGCAGCACUGCUUGAGCAGUUCGGACCAAUGGGAAUUAUUUGCUGUUUCGAUGCUGUCAAUGGCCAGGUUGGCAGUUUGGUCCUAAUUACGAUCCCCAUAGCAGCAAUAAUGCUUGCCAACGUGUUGCUCUACAUUCUGACGUUCAUCAAAAUCCGUAUUGAAGUGAUUGCUGCGAGAGAAAGUCUCGGCAAAAUGACGUCAACAGCUUAUAGGCAUAUUAGGGCCGCUCGCAAUAUGUCUAUGUUUGUGGCGUCUCUCUUCGUCCAAUGGUCCUUCAUUGUUGUGGUCGGCAUCUGGAACAUGUUUGUAGACAAUUCGGCAGAGGUACCGGUAUUUCUCAACUUCUUCAUUAUGGUGUUGACCAACAGUGGCGGUGUUUUUAAUUUGAUCGUUUACCUGGCGGUAUUUAAGGAAAAAAAACCUAUGUCCAAGAUGGCCACAGAUAUGGAAUCGCGAAAAACACACUCGGUGGGCGACAGCAACAGAAGUCCCGCUUACGGCUCAGGGCAAGGCACUGAGGAAUUCGAAUUUAACUAA
Messenger RNA from Mya arenaria, 843 nucleotides. RefSeq lists its product as uncharacterized. Gene Ontology annotation, cellular component: plasma membrane. Bases 1 to 843 code for a protein of 280 amino acids. The record is from RefSeq and is a predicted model, not a curated record. Gene Ontology annotation, biological process: adenylate cyclase-activating G protein-coupled receptor signaling pathway. The transcript has 3 exons. Gene Ontology annotation, molecular function: G protein-coupled receptor activity. NCBI's taxonomy places the organism in Eukaryota, Metazoa, Mollusca, Bivalvia, Myida, Myidae.